This is a messenger RNA of Pochonia chlamydosporia 170, 819 nucleotides long. RefSeq names its product ATP-dependent DNA helicase PIF1. Bases 1 to 819 code for a protein of 272 amino acids. Gene Ontology annotation, biological process: DNA repair; telomere maintenance. The record is from RefSeq and is a predicted model, not a curated record. The transcript is spliced from 2 exons. Gene Ontology annotation, molecular function: DNA helicase activity. NCBI's taxonomy places the organism in Eukaryota, Fungi, Ascomycota, Sordariomycetes, Hypocreales, Clavicipitaceae.
AUGUCUACGUAUAUAUCGAGACCUUCACCUCCCGCGAAUCUCAGCAGACCGCGAAGCACCAUGUCACACUUCACGACUUGUUUGCAUAACUGGGCGACGAUUGGGCAGAAGAUCCCCUUAAAAGCGUCAUGCCCGUGGACUGGCGUUGCAGGAAAUCAGAUAUCAGGCACCACUUUACACUCGCUGCUUCACCUCCCGAUCAACAAGGACUUCAGGCCGCUCUCCGCCAUCGAUAAGGCCCAGCUCCAGAAGAAGCUGAAGGAUAUUCAGUACCUGAUCAUCGACGAGAAAAGCAUGCUGGGACUGCGCCAGCUAUCCUGGAUCGACGACCGUCUCCGCGAGGCAUUUCCGCAUAGGAACGAGGAGUUCUUUGGUGGACUCAAUAUUCUUUUGGUGGGCGACUUCUUUCAGCUUCCUCCUGUUCUACAGCAGCCGCUUUAUUACGAUAAAGAAGUGCAGGGAAUAGAGAUCAAGGGCAGGAACGCGUAUAUGCGCUUCGAUAAGACCGUCUUUCUGAGCGUUGUUCAGCGGCAGUGCGGCGAUGACCAGGCGGCCUUUCGCAAGGCUCUCGGGGAACUUCGGCUGCUCCAACUAUCCCACGAGUCCUGGAAACUUCUCUCCGGCCGCGUGCAGGCAAAGCUAGACGAUCAAGAGGUUGCCAGGUUCGCCAACGCCCUACGGGUAUACGCCACGAAAGACCGGGUGAACGAAUAUAAUCACUACCACCUUGACCGCCUCAGCCGACCAGUCAUCCAGGUCAUCGCUACGAACGUCGGCCCCGGCGCGGCUGCUGCUCCGGCUUUGCCAAUCCACUCUUAA